Anopheles stephensi (Asian malaria mosquito) is the source of this 14401-nucleotide messenger RNA. RefSeq names its product pleckstrin homology domain-containing family G member 5. Gene Ontology annotation, molecular function: guanyl-nucleotide exchange factor activity. Gene Ontology annotation, cellular component: endocytic vesicle; plasma membrane; axon. The transcript is spliced from 16 exons. Lineage: Eukaryota; Metazoa; Arthropoda; Insecta; Diptera; Culicidae. Gene Ontology annotation, biological process: endothelial cell migration; Rho protein signal transduction. The coding region runs from base 5240 to 9844 and encodes 1534 amino acids. The record is from RefSeq and is a predicted model, not a curated record.
UCCCCGCGAGUAUUCAGAUUUCAGCACUUGAAUUGAAUUCGAAUGUAUUGUCGACUAUGCUGUGUAACGGUAAACUGUUUAUUUGGACACAUAAACUUAUAACACUUCGAAUUCCAAUGUCUUUCGGCUAAUUGCUCGCUAUGAACCAGAUACACAUUUGCUCAUACUUCUUUUCCUUUGGCAAUACAACCUCGAAAGGUCUCGGUCUGUCAUUUCCGGCUUACUUGACUUUAUCAUACUAUGUAGAUGGAUAGUCUGCCGUCUCUACGGGGGACGAUCCGGAUGGGAUUUGAACCCCGGUUCUGUUGUGUGAAGACCGGCGUCUCGGCCGCCGGAUCCUUGCACAUACUGGCAGCAGAUUAAUUUAAUUUGUGAACUUUAUAUCGACGAUGAAUAUACUUAUUAUCAGUCGGUACUGACACCGGACACUCGGCAGGACCGGAUAUCGAAUCCCGUCCGGAUCGACUUCUCGUACGAAGGACUGGCUAUCGUGUUUAGGGUAAAUUAAGUAAAGGAUGUCAAUAAAGGUAGGCUGAGACCACUUUUGCGGUUGUUGGGCCAAAACAGAGGAAAAAUAACUUGGAGAUGCGUUAAAGCUGUCUAAAUGCGUUAGGGCAGUACGCUGACACUAUUUCAAAAUUUACUGCAAUUGAGGCUCGAUGAAAAUCCUUGCUAGUCUUUCAUAUUAAUGACGUGCUUACAAUAUUAAAAAUAUUGCUCACAAACACCUUCAUCUGUUCGUUUGGAGGGACCCUUCCCAGACCCCACCCUUCUGAAAGUGUAGGACCUCUUUCAACGUAUGGAUGGAUGCUCUUAUCAUUGAUUCUUGGAGGUGCGAAACUGAAAGUUCUCAUAGUCCUCUGAUAUCCUGAUCAGUUUUUGGUGCAAGACUGACCGGUUUUUUCAAGACUGGCAGAUUGACGGUCAAUCGAGUCCCUGAAUCGAUGUUCUCUAGAAGGAAGUAGAAGAAGGAGUUUGCUUUCUAGGAAUCCCGUUCAUAUCGUCAAUAGGCGAAACUGGUUGUGAUGUCCUGGAAGUCUCCACCUUUAGAGGGUUCCGUACUGCGUUAGGGGACCGAAAAAAUGUGUCCAUUUUUCCCCAAACCCGGGACCUGCCUGUCGAUUUGACGUGUUAGAAGUCUCCAACUCCAGCUUAAGGCAUGCAAUGGGCUUAAUCCGCCGCAUUACGUAGGAGAACAUCUAGGAAUCUUGCUAAGGACAAAAAAAACGCUCUUCGUUGUAUAGUUUACCCUGGCUAUGUUUGAUUCCAUUAAAUUGUUCAUCCAGACUUACAGGUAAUUAUUAUUGUUAUAUCUAUUCCGGCUUACCGGUACCGCCGAGUCAAGGGUAUUUUCAUAGGGCGUAAGGCCAUACAAGAAAAAGAAAACAAAUGAUUUAAGCUAUUCAACGUCGGUCGGUUCAAUAAUUGCCUAAAACACAGGUGUUGUUUGAACAUCACUUACUACUGCAUCAAGAAGGUAUCUUCUUCUCUCCCUCCUGCGUUCUUCACCGAGGCUCAUACUGCCCAAUGACAUCAUAUGUUGGAAGUUUAAUGUUUAGCUUGUAUGUAUGUUUGUCGUUCAUCGAUGUCGGGUACAGUUGUUGGUGCGAUUGUCUUCACUAUUCCACUGCUUGUGAAGUGGUUCGGUGAUAAGCAGCGUUAGUUACUGAAGGUGUGAAUGGGUUGCAGAUGGUUAAAGGUUUACAAAUAGCGUGAGGUAUAGGGGUCAAGCUGCUAAGGGGGAAAGAACUGGCCUAGAGUUAAGCGCGCUGACCUACACAGCCCAACGUCAGCCGAACGAAAGUAAACCGAAAAAGGGUCGCAAAAACGCCAAUGCCAUCAUGUAGUCUGAUUCACCAGUGAGCAGUCGCGGUCAACGCAUUACAUCAUCGCACCGCCACGGUAGUAAAUGUAAACUGUGAAAUUGACCGUUUCGAUGCUUACUGAUGGAAGUGCCACCAGUGGGAUGAUGAUUUUUUGCAACCAGAAAGAGAGAGAGAGAGAGAGAGAGGGAGAGAGAGGGAGAGAAAAGCAUCAACAACAGUCCGAUGCGGGAAUCAAACAAAUCACUGGAUUGUGGCAAAAGUAGGUGGUGGCCACUUAGCGAUCGGCGUACAAUGUGAUCCAUGUGGAUGGGAGCAGAUCGGUAUCGGCGCGUUGGUUGCAGUACACCGCAGUACACCGAUCGUUCUAUGCAAAGUUUCGCGUUUUUCUACGGCGAACCACGAGGUAACGCAUGCUCACAUACACCGGCACACGUGAGCGCGAGAUCGAUCGAGCCGACAGUGAUCGAUACUGUGUGUGCGUACCGCUGCGUAAACAGCUGAUUAAUUAGCGGCACGGCGUCUCCGGCAGUGACAAUUGUUUCAAUGUGCGUGUUGCAGCCAGCCAGCCAGCCAGCCAGCGAUCACACACUGUUAACGCGUACACCGGCAAACCGGUUGCUGACUAAGGCCAGGCGUGCGUGCUGGUGGUGAUGCAGCAGCAGCAGCAGCGAUCCGUCCAACUGCACUGCUUGCUCUGGUGAUGGUGCGAGCGCCGUGACAGUACGGUAAGCUGUCCAGACGGGGACUGCACGCGACGUGUCUCGAUUGCGCGCUGCUGGUGACACUCUUACACCUUAGCAAGCGACACGGCGAGAACGCGUCGGGCGAGUUCGCCUCUGUUAUCGCGCUGGUUGCUUUGUGCUAAACGUUGUCGCGCUGAUAAGAUGGAAACAAACUAUUCCCCAGCCAGAGUCGGCCACAAACGUGUGGAAUGUGUAUCUGGAGCAAGUGCCGCGCUGUCAAGUUUCUCACUCGAGUGUUUCGCUGUGCAGGUGCCAGAGCGCUGGUGAAGCUGAAGUAAAGAACCAAGUCGAUGGAGGCGUGAAGAUGUUGGUUAUCAAAACGGAACCCGCUUACUGCCAGUGCCCAACAAUCAUGAGCGUGCACGGUGUGAUGGUGUUGGUGUAUGACAAUUGUACGGCUUACGCAUGCGGUGGUUGUGUAAAGCAAACAAACCGCCCUUAAAAAGACCGUGUGAUCGAGCGAGACAGUACUAGGGGUCCAGUACAGUGCAAUAAAGGUGGCGAAGGGAUAAGGCCGUCCGGUGCUACUCGGUGCUGAGCGUUGGUUGGUUAUAUCAGCGGGAACAACAAGAAGGCCCAGCAAAAAAAUAAUCAUACAUGAACAACGUGUCGUGUGUCUGUGUGUGUGCGGUGUGGAAUACCUGACGACACCACUCUUCAGGUCGUCUACGUUGGGCUGAAAGGAAAAGGUACACUCUGGGAGGAACCGCACCCCGUUUCCAAAACAACAGCCCCUUGCGCUUCCCCCCCCCCCCCCCCUUUGACUGGCCUCAGAGGCCUUUCAAGACGGGGGCCAUCCAAGAUAAUGGCCACAUACUGUAGGUAGGCAAGAUUGAAUAGUCGAAAUGUUACAAGUGCCGUAAAUGACCGAGUUGGAAUGGAAGUGAUCGUAUAUUGCUAUAGCUAGCGCAUACAAAUUUUCCUCGAAGAAGUGGAUUGUUUCUUGUUUUGCCCCGAACACAUUCAAAGACAGGAUAGACCAGGGUGGUGUGAAGUGGACGAGGGAUUAAUUGUCAUUCGUACGAUAGCGAAGGAGGCAAGCUAUGUUUGAGAUGAUGAAUCGCGCAAAAAAAAGUAAUCACCAGGGCGGCCAGCGCAGUAAGGACGCCAAAGCGGCCCGAAACGGAGUGGGUGCAGGUGUGAACGUGGGUCCGGCGAAGCCAUCUAUGGCUCAAACCGCUCCGCAAUCGACUACGUGCGUUCCGGGUCAACCGGCGGCCCUCACUGCCAGUUCCAGUGGAGGUGGACGAACGAAAAAAGUGAAACAAACUGCAGCGAGCAAAAAUGCUACUGCUGGUGGAGUGACUCGACGGACACGUGCCACCGGGAAGGAAACGACGCCGUCCAAGGCCCACAGUUCAACUCGGCCCGAGUCAACCGCUGACGAUGGCGUUGGAGGCCUGGCCUCGGUGUCGGAGCAGUCGGUCGGACCGAAAAUGGAACGAUCAAACAGUUUCUUUCUGACGCGCAAAAUCACCAGUCUGUACAGCAAGCUGAGCGGAAGCCGUGAAAAUAUGGCCACCACCAACGCGGUUAGCCCCGUUGCUGCCGAAGCGCAACCUUUCCAGUUUGUACGCAGCCGUAGCAUGUCCUCGAUACAGUUGAAACGGGCGUAUCGACGCAGCCAGAAUGAGUCCACACUGCAGAAUCUGCACGAGGACGCCAUACUGGAGCGAUCGGAAAGCACGGAAGAAACAGCACCAGCCGCCCCUUCGGCGGUGGGGCCAACCACGCCGGAAAUUACACCACCACCCAUACCACGAUUCGAGCGGUCCAACAGCAUUCUUGCGUCGAUACGGCGCAAAAUAAGCUUCCGGUCCGAACGGCGAUCCUCGAACGUAUCGAACUGGAGCACUUCGUUGCAAAAUCUGCGCCAGGAGGACUUUAUGAUCAGCUACGACGACUUGAGCUUCAUCGAUUACGAUCAGUUUAACAGCUAUGAAGCGAACCUGCUCAAACGGCAGCCAAACCACGCUCUGGACGCUAAUGCUAGGGGUUCAUUCGCUGGAGAACAGCCUACGAAUGUUUCUAUCCCUCAGCCUGGGAAUCUGCCAGGUUCCGCAACAAUCGCCGAAGCAACCAACAGUGGUGUCGUUCGACGGAGGCGCAAAAAUGACACACUGCUGCGAACGACGCUCAUCCGCAAAAGUAUGGACGUGGAGAGCAACCUCGAUCGCGAUAAGAACGUGUACCGAAACAGUUUGGACGCGGAGAAGCUGUUGUGCAUCAGCAACGUGAACCGGAAGUCUUUCCGCUGGAGUGCUGACGUUGAGCGGGAUGUAGUUGCGUUGGAUUUGGACAGUGUUGGGUUUGGCGCGGCGGGUAAACCGCUGGCGGAAUUGGUUGGCAACCGGCGAACGCCGCCACCGGCGUACGAUGUGUGUGAUAGUGGUAUGAUCGACGGGAGUGAAAGUAUCAAACUAUGUGCGAUGACCGAUGCUAGUGAUAAGGCAGGAAGCAGUGUAGGAUAUGUGAGCCGUAGUGAAAGUUUAAAACGAUGCCGAUCGUAUGGCGGUGAGCAUGGCACUGCCUUUGAGGAAGGAUUCGGACAUCUCGUCAAACCAGUUCAGGGUGAAGUCUGUCACAUUAGCCACCGGGACGCGUGCGUUUUAGUAGUGAAGUGUGGCAUAUCAAAGCAAGCCCGCACCCAAAACACACCUUUUCCACCUUAUGAUGGAUGACAACGUGCCGGGUCGCAACGAAAGCAUCAAACAACGAAAGCUGGUGCGUAGUAGCGUCGAGCAGCUAUCGCCCGUUUGCGAUGCCUAUCCGGUACCGCCGGAGCGUAGCAUGCAUUCAACCAGUCAGCCACAUCCGUCCCUUCCAUUGCCACCACCGCCACUUCCUGCAUCGGCUUCGUCACCUAACGCCACAUCAUCGCUUUCGAUGCUGCUAUCUCCUACCCAAACGUUGCUCGAUGAGGAUGCUUCGAUGACGACACUGAAAAACGACACUGCGGGUGCGAACGUUUCGAACCCGCUCAGUAAUAAUGCUGCCGCAGCGUUUAGUUUAAUAUUACCGCAAAAUUUAAGCCGAAGCUUCGACCAGACGGCCGCGCAGUCACCGCCAAAGUAUCAGAUUUAUCAUCAAUUUAGUCGCAUAUCAAGCACUACGCAACAGUUUAUACAACGUCAACAGCAGCAGCAGCAGCAGCAGCAACAGCAGCAGGACCAAAAUCAGCAAACUAUGCAACAAUCACAGCAAUUACAACGUCAGCAAUCUCCACAAACGCAGCCAGCUUCACCCGUUACCAACUAUCAGGCACCAUUAUUUCGUAAAGCUAGUUACGGCUCAUCGCACUACACACACUACUCGAACGUCGAUCCACUUUCGGCCAGCGCAGGAACUGUAGUGGCACGGCCCACCAAUACCUCUCAUCAGUCAACCCUCCCCAGCACCAAACCCGCGGACCAACGAAGCAAUAAUCCUUUUAUACUCAACUUCAACAACAUUUCCGGAUGUUGCCUAAAGAACUCACCGACCGGUUCCACCGGUUCCCCGGCAGCCACCUCUCCAAUUGACCGAUCGACUGGUGCGGCGCCCAUCACAUCCAGCUCAUCCGCCGCCCUCACAACGUUUGUCAGUUCCUCCGGUGCAAAGCGGACUCGAUCAUUGAUGCUCAAACCUUCGUCGACUGCACCGUUGCAGCACACGACACAAAGCUCACAGUCGGCUUCUUCACCACAGGGACCACCGGUACCACCGCGACUAUCACAGAUACAGUCGGGUGGUACCGUUACUCCGGCAACCGUAGGCACCCCGGCUAGCAAUCAACCGUCCACCAUCGAUCCAACAGCGCUGACGACACACCACCUCGCUAACGCUCCAUCGCCAGCAGGUUCGAUCAUUGCCGGAGCGUGCUACGUUACGCCACCGACGCCAGCACCGCUAAGUGCGAGUGAUAAAAGCGCGGAACUACCUUCCAUGGCUUUCGGCAGUGUGCCACCUUCCGGCAUGUCCAGCACAAAGCCGGAAGCAUCUACCUGCUGCUCGAAAACACCAACCGACGGGAAUGGAAAUGGGUUGCGGAACAACUCCGAGCUCCGGACGGCGGAGAGCGUGGCCAGCAGUGUACGCAAAAAACGGGACGAUUUUCUCAAGACGACCAUGAAAAUAUGUUUGGUUGUGUCGCCUCCAUCAAAGCUGCAGAUGAAAUCUUUGAGCCUUACCCACCUGGAUGAGAUCGAGCGUCAGGCCACGACACCGACGAUUAUCACCAACGAUUCACAUAUACGAAAGAGUGAUAAUUCCGACACGUCCAACACAUCGAUCGCAUCCGCAAGCGGAUCGGCCGGGUACGGCGGUAUCACCGUGUCCGGUGGAUCGUCCGCCCCUGCCGUAUCGCCCAAGGACGUCUGCGUAACGCUUACCUCGGGUAGUGCGCUGAUCGACAUCAGCAACAGUGACGGCGGAUGCAUAAAUCCGGCCUACGACAACGGGGACGGAAGCCACCGUCACCAGACGAACGAGGGCCUCUCCAUCGUUGACGUGGACGCCCGUAUCAGUCCGAAACAGGAGAGCACAGACAAGGGUCACGAAUGUCAAGGGUCCGGGACGUGCUGUAUGCUCCCGUCGCCGUCCUGCGUCAAGGCUACGCUGAACUAUUCCAGCAAGCUAAGCGGCACCAGUUCGACGUCUUCUUCUCUGAAAAAGAAAUCCUCCUCCUUCCUGCACCGGGAACGCAAGAAGCCGGUUCUCACGCGCAGCCAAGUUUCCAGCUCCGAGUACUUCUCUGUCUGCUUCGAAGGUGAUCAUAAUGAUCCGGGCGUGCUGAUUCCGGCCACCAAAGGAGUACGACUUGCUGAAUGUUUACGUGCCUCACUCUCACGCCGCAGCUUGAGCUUCUCGCAAAUUUAUGUUACCGACAAUGGCUUCAAUAAUCCGCACGAAACAGGCGUACGGUACACGGAACCGCUGGACGCGAACAUGGACAUCUCGGCACUGGCAGGCCGCACGCUAAUCGUAUCGGAGCGGGAAGGAACGUCGAGUCGGCGGACCGGUGGUGGCCACCUUACCCUGCAGAAGGCGGCCUCCGUCGGCAACCAGCCCAUGUCUGUCGUGUCGUCCACCAACAAACUGUUUACCUCCACCUCGACGGACGACAACUACGACCAAAGCCCGAAAGCAUCGUCAGCUUCUAGCAAGCAAUCGAAGCAAAAAUGGACAAUACCAUUUGGAUCGAAGGGACCACAAAAAUCGAAGCUAUGCGAACUGCUGGACAGCUACAACAAAGAAAUUCCCAAAUCGACGUCUUCCUCCAGCAACUUCAAUAACCCCGAGUAUGUAGACGCUUUAGUUGGCCUUAGGAACUUACCUCAAUGUUGGACGGAGAUCGUUAACUCGGCCGGGAUGAGCGAAGCGGAAACGAAAAUUCAAUCCGCCAUCUGGGAGCUAGUGACGACCGAAGUAUACUACAUUCUUGCCCUGCAAACGGUAACAGAUCUUUUUCUUGCAUGUUUAGAAGACAUUCAAUCGCAAAACAUUCUCACGGAUGUUGACCAGAACAAACUGUUCUCCAACAUACGUGACAUCUGGGAGGCUAAUCUACGCUUUUGGACUCUGUACCUUCACCCAAUGGUAAAACACAGCGAACGGACGAAAGACCCGAUGAGCAUCUACUACUUCCAGCGCGGCUUCGUCGAUUUCGCCACCAUUUUCACACCGUACACGAAGUACUGCGCCGAGCAGAGCACCUGUCAGUACUACUGCAAGGAGAUGUACCACAAUAAUCCGCUUUUCAUGACCUACUGUGCCUGGUGCGAAUCGCAAAAGAUGUGCAAUCGGUUGCGGCUAGCCGACAUUCUGGUGCGUCCAAUGCAACGGUUAACCAAGUACGGGCUGUUGCUGGCGGCCAUCAAGAAACAUAUCAACGACGAGGCGGAAGGUGAAGCAAUAGAUGCCAUGAUCCAUUCAGUGGAGGAAUUUGUCGCUGGGGUGAAUUCCCAUCUAACGACCCGGCAGGAAAGUGAGCGUCUGAAAGGAAUAAACGCCAGAAUCGAUAGCUACGAGGUGGUGGACGUUAACAACGAGACACUGGACCGGAUGGUCAAGCAGCACAGCAUCAUGUUCGACCUCUGCCAGCCGAUGCGCGGCAUUGACCAUGGACGGAAAGUAUUCGUAGAGGGCGAUUUGAAGUACAAGGACGGUACUGGAAAGAUGGAUGUGCAUUGUUUCCUGUUUACUGACUUUUUGCUAGUUUGUAAAAAGAAUAAGAACGAUAAGCUAAAGAUCGUUCGCCAACCGUACAUGACGGACCGGUUAAUGGUGCAGCUGAAGGAUCAAGCCAUUUACUGUUGCUAUGUGAAUGAGCUAAAUAUGGUGAUUGCGGCAUUCACGCUGCAAAGCCCCAAAGCUCAACAUUGGUACGAUUCCAUCACCAAAGUGAAACAUAUUUACAAUCGCAUGAAGCAGGGCACGUUCGGGGAUGUGCGGCAGUACGGCAAUAUCAUCAACAUCAGUAACAGCUGCAACAACUCCACCAGCAAUAGCAAUAUGAACAUUAACAACGAUAAUCUAAGCAUCAAAAAGUCACCACUCAACAGCUCCAUCGGCAGCCGUGUAAGCAGUUUGAACAACAGUCACAGUGGAUCGGUCGAUCUGAACGAAUCAAAGCAGGUGUCGAUAGAUUUCGAGAAAACCAACUCCCUGUCGAGUGAUGAAGGGGCCGGCGUGGGAAGCACGAUGGCUGCCAGUGGGCUUGUCAUGAUGCAUUCGAAAUUUGGUCCGGGUGCUGGUCGCAAGCCCAAAACUACAGUCUGCACCAUGCAAACCAAAUCGUCCAAUUCGUUGACGGUACAGCCGUACAGUGGGCUGGGUCAGAGCAUGCCCAACUUGAACCUGAACUCAAUCCAAAACAGCAAUACUCUCUCGGUGCCAGGAACAUCCAAUACUUCGUCCCAUUCCGGAAUGGUGUUGCUCUCUCCCAGCCAACGGGGCAUUUCAUAUCCUCCUCCAUCGCCAACCAGGGCGACGCUGCGCCGCGGGUUCGCAUUCUCUACGUCAAUCAAAAACCCACCGUUAAUCAAGACACGCAACGUAGCCUCACAGCAAAGUUUCACACUAUCGCAGCAGCAAAGCUUCAACUCGGCAUCGCUCGGCCAACAUCAACCGUGCCAGCCUACAAACACCGUCGGCACCAACGAGCCAGGUACGGGAGCCGGCCUCUCCCUGUCUUCGGCGAACGUAUCGUUUUUCAAGCGUAAAAAUAGCUUCCAAAGUGUACCGAACAACAGCGCCUCGACCAGCAUGGACCAAAGUUUGCCCAACGAAACCUAAGCAAUAAUCCGUUCCGCUCGAUUCCGAAGCGAACAAAAGGCUUGUUUUUUGUAUGUAUCGUAGUGUUGGAAAAUGCAUCCACCAUCAAACGCCAUUAUCAACUAGUCCAUUCCCACGGUGCUGCUGCAUGGCAAAAAACGGUUCAGCCGUGGUGCAUUCCAACCGAUUUGUAAAAAAGAAAGGAUUUUUGCUAUAAGUUAACCGGAAAUGUACAUAAAAACCUUGGCAUCUAACCGGAGGUCCGGUUGCUCGCUCGAUAGAACGCAUUUUUAAGGAGCCGUAGAAGUAAAUAUCUUCGCCAUGUCCGCCACCCUACGGAGGCUGCAAAUUUGUAUAAUUUUUGUUGUGAAGAGCAGCACACAUCAACAAAACCAAGCAGAACAAACCGAAGCUGUGAAUUUUAAUGGGAAAACGCAGAAGAGGCAACUGGCAACUCGCUCGCGGUGAGCCUGAUAUGUGGUGGCGCCCAGUAGUAUUUAACUUAACCCGUUGGUCUCGUACUAUCCGGUGCUAGGAUUUUUAUCAUUUUUCUAUACGAAAGCUGUAGAACUUUGUUGUGCUGUACUUAAACUAUUAAAAAUCUUAAUUCAGUUCGAUUAGGUCGAUCUUGAUUUUUUUUAAAUCCCUCUAGUCAGCAGAAGACGCUAAAUGAUAGUUGAAGUGUUAGAAGCGUCAAUUUUCCAGUUUUUAGGACAAAUCCAUCCACAAGCAAUCAUGUUCAGCUCCAAACAAGUCUAUUUUUGUUUUAUGCCGACAUAAAGCAUGAACCCUAUUAACACCGCUACGUAUUAUUGCAGUGCUUUCCGAAUAUCCAGUUUAAAUUUUAUUACGAAUCCCUUUUAAUACUUUCGGUUCUUAGCUAGUGAAGCUAUUGUACUUAAAACAAAUUCUCAAUUAGAGAAGAACGCGGCUUGGACGCAUAUUGCAAACACUUACCCCAUGUUAUAACUUAUUAAUUUAGAAGAUAAAUUAAAAAUGCUGUACAAAUUACACUCUUUAACGUUACUGUACUGACUGUGAAGGUAGUGGUUCGAUAAGGUUUUGGACUCUGAAUUGAAAAAUGUUUGAGCGUAACACUAAGCAAAAGGUUUGAAGCUUUAGCAAAACCCACACGCGACCGGUAUUUUGUCACUUUGACGCAAAAAUGCUGCGACAUGCGUGUAAGAAUUUUAACAGAAGCAGCCAUGUAGUCGUGCCGACUGGACAUACUGCAACGAACAUUUUAAUAGCAAUAACGGAUUGCGGAUUUCGUUUCGUUUCGUUUCAUGGUUGUUUGACACAAGAGCUAGAACGCAAAGCUAGUAGCAGUGAUUUGGCAAUACAAAUUAAUGUGUUGUGUACGCGAUGCGCCUAUCGCAAAGGAAAAUUAUUAUUUACACAUAUCGAGAUCGAAGAUGCGACGCAGGAACGAACGCGGUACAAUGAUAAGUUUAAAACCUUUUCCCAACGUUGCUAUACUAGCAUUCUAGGCUAGGUGUAAGAUUCGGUUUUCCCCUCCCCGUUGUACGGAUAGUAUUGUAGGUGAAUAACGAAAAGCUAAAUAAUAACCAUGCUUAACAUUCCAUAUGCCGCAUAGCCCGUGGGCUUCUGUGUGAAAAAAAUAAAACGGCUCUAAUUAGAAAGUACGGUCUAUAGUGUUGUAUGCGUAUAAAGUUUACAAAACGGUAGCGGAUGAUACGGUUUGUUCGCGGUUUUAAUAUGAAUAGACUAAAUAUCAAAAACAAUUUGGGUUUUUAAUUAGCAAGCAAGCGUGACGAAUAUUCAAAUGUUCAUAUAUCAAUUCACAACAGGAAUAAUGGUAGAUGUAGAGAUCGUCCCAGGGGUAACCCAUGUUUCGCAAUUCUUAGCAAAAAAUCUUUUUAGAUGUACCUACUUAAAGUAAUUCGAGUUGUUGGCAGUUCGUAAAGCUGAUGCGCAACGCUGUGGCAAACUAUAAUUUAUUAAAGCAGAUGCAAAGCUACACACGCAAAGUCGUGUUAUUAAUAGCAGGUAACAUUGUACUAAAACAUCGUACUAAAAAAUAUUGCUGUCCGCUACACUGAAAGCAAUUGCUAACUCAUCGGACCAUUUUCAAUGUUUGGGUUGAUUGUUUUUGUAAAUCAUUUUAUUUCUUCACAUAUUUCAAGAACCGAUUACGAACUCAUAGGUCAACACAUACCUUUUUCAAAAUACUUAAUGAUUCAAUUGUAAGUUUAAUUUUUACAUGCAGGGUUUCGAAUUAGAGAUGGACAAAAUUAUCAAAAAGAGCGGAACUGGUUCCGGACGAUUCCAAAAAAAUCGGAACACGUUCCAGAAAGAGCGUGAAAAUCAAUCUGCCGGAAUCGUUAAAAUCGGCUGAACCUACCGGAACCGUUGGAACCGUCUGCAGUCGACUUUGCACCGAUCUGACAGCUCCGGUAGGUUCCGCCGAUUCCCAGCACUUCAAAAGGUGUCAACGGUUUCGACGAUUCCGACGGUUUCGGAAGAUUCCGAAAUCAUCGAUUCUAUUUCCUUGGAAUCGAAAACGGGUCCGCAGUGGAACCGUUGGUGCAUUCCAGAGAACCCAUCACUACUUAGAAUCGUAUUAUGAAACUUUUGAAUCACUCGGUGGAAUGUUUCAACUGAAUAUUGGAAAAUUGCAAUCACAAAAUGGAAUGCUGCAUUCAGUUGGGGGAAUUUUGCAACUUAGCUGCGGAACUUUGCAACUCGGCUGUGGAACAAGGAAGUCAAUGACAUUUUGGCAGGAAAAAAACUCUGGACAGAAUGGAUACAAUGGAUUGCAAAGUUCCACACCGGAGUUGCAAAAUUCCCCAAACUGAAUGCAAAACUCCAUUUUAUGAUCAUUUGUUCUACAACGGAAUUGCAGUAUUCCAUCAAACAGUUGAAACAUUCCAACUGAGUGUUUCAAAACAUCCAUUAUGUAAUUUUCGAUACCUUGUAUGUUUGCUAUUAUUUGCGUUUUUUUUUUGUCCGAUUAGGUUUUGAAGUAACCUACACUUUGAGUAACAUAUGAAGAAGUUUGUGCAAUCUGUGCUUUCAAAGCCUAAUCACUUUACCAAACAGUGCAUUUAUUUGACAAUCAAAAUUUGGUUUACGUACCUCAUUACAUUUACAUUACAACUCAUCUGUUCUGUGCAGUACUUAACCUAUUUGCCUGCCUCUCAACCACGCUGUAGGAACGGGUACCCCAUUGCGUGCGGUACAAAAAGUGCUUUAAAAAUAAAACAUUUGUAAAAUAGAUAACAAACAAAAAAUCGCCAAUCAGAACAACGCUUAAAGAUGACUUGUGGAGAGCAGGAGGGAGAAAGGAGGGAAAAGGAGAACCAGGCGCGGAACAUACAAACCAAAGAAUUGUUCGAGAAUCAUAAGAUAGGAGUGGAUCCGCACUCCCGGUAGUAGCGUUUGUUAGUGUAGUAGUGUUUGGUUUUUGUGAACAAUUAAUACAAAAACAUCCUUCAUCCUGGCUCGUUCCGUGCGAGCGAGCGCAAGGUGGGUAAGCGUUUCUUUCUAAAUCUGUCAAACCAAUGCCUCGUCAAAUGGGACAUUGUUAGCAUUUUAAUGUGUGGGUGAGCCCUCACAAAGAGUACACGGAUGAGUCCUUACGCCGGUCUAUCCUUACGGUUACGAACCAUUUGUGAAGCUAUCGCGCCAAACGCAUUACUGUACAGUUUUAUAAUGAUACUCAAUUUAAAGCAUUGGACUAGGACUGGAAUAUAUAUAGAAAUAUAUAUAUCAGUUUAACUGUAGUUUGCUGAGGGGGAAAAACAAACAAACAAACGAAACAAACAUUGGAAAUAAUAUAUACAAGUACACGAAUAUACAUAUACAUAUACAUACGCAACUAAUAUAUAAAAAACAAUAUAUAUAUAUAUAUUAUAUACUUAUACACAUACGAAUGGAGGAAUGGUUGGUCUUAUUUAAGCAUACAUCAGCUAUAUUUACAAACAAUGCGAAAUCAAACUAUUUGAAUGUUAGCGUCUACGGAGAAAGCAACUUUGUGCAAAUUGGCAAACCUUUGAGAGCAUUUUAAAUUAAACCACUCCACUGGCCAUCUGCGUGUUUCAAUUUGCUCUAACAUUGUUGAACGGUACGCACUAAUAGUGCUUGUGGAGCAUCACACUCCAGCGCUCUAAGUUUUAAAAUAAGUUGGACAGUUUAUGCAGCCGAAGCGGUUGGAUAGCUCAUCAAAACUGAACGUACGAUUUGUUCACCAUUCAACCAAGAUUGUCGUCAAAAACAAUUCCAAUGUCAAUGGUUUAGGGAGGUUUGAUACUAGCUCAAUAAUCUAAAUUGUGAAUUUGAUCCAAUUCGGAAAUGUGGGUGACAUGCAAAAUAAAAAUGAGCAUUUACGUCGAGGCUCGAGAAAAGGUGGAAAGUUAAAACAUAGGCAACAAUAACCUUAGGCUUGCAGGAAUAGAGCAUACACUCUGGAAUGAGCUGAAUGUUGCAAAAACACUCAACACAUGAAUGGACCUAACCUACAAUAGAAACUUAACAUACAAAGCAGAAAGCAAAACAACCAAACGACCAUUGUUCAAUCAAAAUGCAAACGAAUAAAAUCAAAACUUCAAAACUAAA